Molecule: messenger RNA, 906 nt
Organism: Strongylocentrotus purpuratus (purple sea urchin)
Lineage: Eukaryota; Metazoa; Echinodermata; Echinoidea; Camarodonta; Strongylocentrotidae
Product: atrial natriuretic peptide-converting enzyme-like
Exons: 7
Coding region: 1-906 (301 amino acids)
Molecular function (GO): protein binding
Source: RefSeq, a predicted model, not a curated record
AUGUUAGUCUAUGAUCCAGCCACAUCGACCGAUCUCUCUACCGAUCUCUGGCACGAUGUUGCCUGUGCUUCUCCAGAAACGACACAGUUUAUUUGCAAAACUCCAGCGACAGAAGAAGAAAAAAUGUUCCUUACCUUUUCUGAGUUUCUAGAUCCAAUGGAGUCUUGUGGGCCAGGACUAUUCCAUUGUACCUCAGGGGAGUGCAUACAUGAUGUGUUCCUAUGUGAUGCUGCCGUCGAUUGCCAGGACUCAAGCGACGAAACCGAUUGCAACGAAGGUUGCGAUGAGAACCAAUUCGAGUGCAACGAUGAGUCGUGUAUAUCGGUGUCGUUUGUGUGUGAUACCAUUCCUGAUUGCAAGGACAUUUCAGAUGAAAAUAAUUGUGUUUAUUCUCGAUGUUCGGAGUCUGAGUUCACAUGUGACAACGGACAAUGUAUAGAUAUCUUCAAGAGGUGUGACUUUGUUUCACACUGCUACGACUCUUCAGAUGAAGGUGAUUGUGUUCUUGAGCUAUCUUCGUCAGCGUUCCAGUGUUUUGAUGGGUCUUUGUUUCCGAACAAAGUUAGAUGUGAUGGCAUGCUGGACUGUAUCAGCAGGACUGAUGAGGACGAAGACCCGUGUGAUUACAGGGUUAAUCCAAAUUUUGUCUGUAACUCGGACACUGAACUGGAGUGUGAUAACGGCGCAUGCGCACCACUGGAUACAAUCUGCAUGUACGAACUCAAUGAAGUUGGGUUACUUAAUGGCUGCCGUGACGUCACAAAUCUCAAAGAGUGUGAGACUCACACAUGUCCAUCUUGGACAUUGAAGUGUCCAGACUCGUACUGUAUUCCUCUACGGUAUCGAUGCGAUGGAAAGAUGGACUGCCCUAAAGGAGAAGAUGAACAAGAUUGUGGUAUGGCCUGA